Molecule: messenger RNA, 1402 nt
Organism: Sitophilus oryzae (rice weevil)
Lineage: Eukaryota; Metazoa; Arthropoda; Insecta; Coleoptera; Curculionidae
Product: digestive cysteine proteinase 1-like
Exons: 6
Coding region: 89-1387 (432 amino acids)
Cellular component (GO): lysosome
Molecular function (GO): cysteine-type endopeptidase activity
Source: RefSeq, a predicted model, not a curated record
AGGUAAAAAUAAUUCAUAUAAAAGGCACUUGCAUUAUACAACUGGCAUCAGAUAUUCUGUGAUUAGGGGAUAAACAUAGUUAUAAACAAUGAAAGCCGUAGUGGGAAUUUUGGUUUGCCUCUUCUUGGCUGCAAACGCAUCAGAGGAGAUAUGGAACCAAUUUAAGGAAAAAUAUGGAAAAAACUACCUCAACUCCAAAGAACACUCCGCACGCUACCAGAUCUUCACCAAAAACCUGGCAUCCAUCGAAGAACACAACACACUGUACAAACAAGGUUUAGUUUCAUGGUACAAAGUUGUCAAUCAGUUUUCCGACAUGACCGAGGAGGAAUUCAAGGCAACAUUGACAUUGAAACCGUACAAUAGAACCGGAAAGGCAACAGUGUUACAUGAUUCGUCGAAAUUUGUCGGUACCCCUGACAGCAUUGACUGGAGAAAUUCUGGAGUAGUGACAGAAGUGAAAAACCAAGCAUCUUGCGGGGCAUGUUGGAGUUUUAGUGCGACGGGAACACUGGAAGGUGCUUAUGCCAUACGCAACGGCCAACUCCUUUCCUUCAGCGAGCAGCAGCUCAUGGACUGCGCAACAGGAAACAACGGCUACAGCUGCGACGCGUGCAACGGUGGGAUAGUCCAAAGCGCACUGGACUACGUCAGAGACCACGGCAUCACCACGGAGGACCAGGACCCUUACCAAGCAACCCAAACCACAUGCUCAUCCUACCCGAACUAUUUCCAGAUCUCUGGCUACACAGAAAUCGGAUACAAAGACGAAAACGACUUGAAGAACGUGUUGGAAACGUUGGUCCUGUUUCUGUACUCUAUCAACCACGGAGUGUUGGCUGUAGGGUAUGGUAAUGAGAAUGGAUUGGAUUACUGGCUGGUGAAGAAUUCCUGGGGAUCUGGAUGGGGUGAAUCUGGGUACUUCAAGCUGGCUAUAGGAUCGAAUUUGUGCGGAAUAGCUGACCAGGCUUGCUAUCCAAACUUAUCCAAACACUCCUGUUUAAAUUAUCCUCAUAUUAUGACAGCAAUAGUCCAAAGCGCACUGGACUACGUCAGAGACCACGGCAUCACCACCGAAGACUCUUACCAAGCAACCAAAACCACUUGCUCAUCCUUCCCGAACUAUUUCCAGAUCUCUGGAUACACAGAAAUCGGAUACAAAGACGAAAACGACUUGAAAAACGCUAUUGGAAACGUUGGUCCUGUUUCUGUAGCCCUCAACGCUGAUCUCUUGCAAAGUUAUGGAGGUGGAGUGAUCAAUUCGGCCUGUUCAGACUCAAUCAACCACGGAGUAUUGGCUGUAGGGUAUGGAAAUGAGAAUGGACUGGAUUAUUGGCUGGUGAAGAACUCCUGGGGAUCUGGAUGUGGCGAAUCUGGGUACUUCUAGCUGGCUAUAGUAUCG